This is a messenger RNA of Jaculus jaculus (lesser Egyptian jerboa), 1676 nucleotides long. RefSeq names its product high mobility group AT-hook 1 (gene Hmga1). NCBI's taxonomy places the organism in Eukaryota, Metazoa, Chordata, Mammalia, Rodentia, Dipodidae. The coding region runs from base 299 to 589 and encodes 96 amino acids. The transcript has 6 exons. The record is from RefSeq and is a predicted model, not a curated record. Gene Ontology annotation, biological process: regulation of DNA-templated transcription. Gene Ontology annotation, molecular function: DNA binding; transcription coregulator activity. Gene Ontology annotation, cellular component: nucleus; chromatin.
CGUGACACGGCUGGCGCGGGCGGGCCCGUCCCCCCUGCCCCUGGGUCGCUCUUUUUAAGCUCCCCUGAGCCGGGGCUGCGCUCCUCUAAUUGGGACUCCGAGCCGGGGCUAUUUCUGGCGCUGGCGCGGCUCCAAGAAGGCAUCCGCAUUUGCUACCGGCGGCGGCGGCGGAGCCAGGCCGGUCCUCAGCGCCCAGCACCGUCGCUCCCGGCAGUCCCCGCAGCGCAGCGCAGCACAGGCCGGCGCCCGAGCUCGCGCAUCCCAGCACUCAGUCCUUACCACUUCGUAGAGAAGGAAGAUGAGCGAGUCGAGCUCCAAAUCCAGCCAGCCCUUGGCCUCCAAGCAGGAAAAGGACGGUACUGAGAAGCGCGGCCGAGGUAGGCCACGCAAGCAGCCUCCGAAGGAGCCUAGUGAAGUGCCAACACCCAAGCGACCUCGAGGCCGACCAAAGGGGAGCAAAAACAAGGGCACUGCCAAGACCCGGAAAACCACCACAGCUCCAGGGAGGAAACCAAGGGGCAGACCCAAAAAACUGGAGAAGGAGGAAGAGGAGGGCAUCUCGCAGGAGUCCUCGGAGGAGGAGCAGUGACCGCGCAGUGCCGCCUGGGGGCCGCGAGGAGCCGCUUCCUUCUGGGACUGGACGCUGGCUCCGGCCCCGCCCCGCCCGCCCGCCCCACCGCACACUACCGCUCACCAGCUGCAGGGCUCUGCGGCCGCGUGGGGGGCCUCAGUCCCGCACCCCUCCUGCCCACGCGCACACACUUGCCUCUUCUCUUCCCAGACAAGGCUAACGUCCUCGUAGCCGCAGCCUGCCUGCCCCGUCCCUCCCUUGGAGACGCUGCUCUCAGGCCCUUGGCUUGGGAGCCGCAGCUCCUGUGGCCUCUGUCUGGGAGCACUCCCCUGGCCUUAAAGGGGUCCCAAGCCCCAUCUCAUUCUGACAAGCCCACUCGGCUGAACUGGCAGCAGGUGUUCCCAGAAUAGGGGGAUGCAUAGAGCCCAGGAUGCCCCAACCAAAACUGUCAGGGGGGUUCUCACCCAGUUCCUCCCACUACCUGGUGUAGGACAAGCUCUUGGGGUACGGGGAGCAGCAGGGCAUGUGUUGAAGCCCCUUCCACUUCCCAUUCCCUGAGACCUGGUACCCACUGCUGUGACCAUCACCACUUACCUAAGUUUCCUCUGGCAGGCUUGGGGUGCUCCCAACCUCCCUGCUUCCAACCUAGGCUUUCCUUCCAGUGGGGCACUAAUAAGGAGCUAGCCCCGCCCCUCCUGCUCCACCCUGCCCCCCAAGGUUCUGGUUCCAUCUUUUCCUCUGUUCACAAACUACCUCUGGACAGUUGUGUUGUUUUUGUUCAAUGUUCAUUCUUAGAAAUCCACCAUUGCUGCUACCAGCGCGAACGUUCAUCCUCGUCACCUGCUCUGCCUGAAUCCCUCCCCAGACAGGGAAGGGGGGCUGGGGCACCGCUGGCGGGAUUGCUGACCACCCAGGUCCCAGGGAGGGUGGGGCCUAGCCCCCUGGAUGCUGCAGCAAAGUGAGGAGGGUGGCCCCACACUGACCACAAGGGUAUAGGGGCCACCUCCCCCCUUGUUCUGUUGGAGAGGGGGGUGGCCAUUUGUCCCAGCCUAGGCCCCUCUGUUUUCCUACUUGCAGUUACUUGAAUAAAAAACCCUUUUCUGGA